Tricharina praecox is the source of this 1450-nucleotide messenger RNA. Its product is annotated as HAD-like domain-containing protein. The coding region runs from base 269 to 1324 and encodes 351 amino acids. The transcript has 4 exons. The record is from RefSeq and is a predicted model, not a curated record. Lineage: Eukaryota; Fungi; Ascomycota; Pezizomycetes; Pezizales; Pyronemataceae. Gene Ontology annotation, molecular function: phosphatase activity.
UCACCACCUCUCCUUCCCCCCCGCUUCCUUCCUUUCCAUUCCAGCUCCUUCAGUAUCCGUCUCUCUGGCUUUCUGGCUUGCUUGCUCUCAGCUUCGAAUCCCUCUUAGCGCGGAAUUCGCCCCUCCUCCCUCCACCCUCCAUCUACAGUACCCCAUUCUCUCUCAGGUACCUUGAUUGAAGCUCUCCUCGCUGCGUUCUGUAUCCCUCUCUCCUCUGCAUCUCCUUGCCACCUGGCGUCGAUAGAGACUCCACGUUGCUACACACACAAUGGCUCCUCACGUCCUCAGCUCCGACCCUGCCGGAGCCGCCCCCGAGCUAGAGAGGGCGAAGCCGAACCUUGGAGGUGCCACACCUCAGGACCUCCGGAUACCGAUCAAGAGCAGCGAGAGCAGCGAUGACCUUGCCGGCUUGUCGAAGCGUGACAUUAUCAUCUUCUCCGAUUUCGAUGGCACAAUCUUCAUGCAGGACACCGGACACAUUCUCUUCGACGCUCACGGAUGCGGAGCCGAUCGUCGAGAAGAGCUGGACGAGCAGAUCCGCAUGGGCGUGAGGUCGUUCCGUGACGUCUCGGAGGAGAUGUGGGGUAGUCUCAACGUUCCGUUCGAGAACGGCUUCGAGGUGAUGAAGGAAGCUCUCAAGAUUGACCCGCACUUCCUCGAGUUCCACGACUUCUGCAUCAAGAAUAACAUCCCCUUCAACGUUAUCUCGGCCGGACUUAAGCCCAUCUUGAGACGUGUGCUGGACGAGUUCCUGGGAAAGAAGCAGUCUAAACAUAUCGAUAUCAUUGCCAACGACGCAAUCAUCCCCGAGGACGGUAAAUCGUGGAAGCCCAUCUGGCGCCACGAGACGCCACUCGGUCACGACAAGGCCGCUUCGAUUCAGGAGUACCGCACCAUCGCCUCGUCCGAGAGCGAAGACGGCUCCGUGCCCCUCGUUGUAUUUGUCGGAGACGGUGUUUCGGAUCUUGCCGCCGCACGUGAGGCCGAUGUCCUGUUUGCUAGGAGAGGUCUCAGGCUCGAAGAGUACUGCAGGACUUGCAAGAUCCCGCACAUCUCUUUCGACACGUUCAGGGACAUUCAGACGGAGAUCAUCAGGAUCAUGAAGGAGGACACAAAGAAGACUGCCGGUGCCGGAAAACCCACGCACUACAAUCCUCGGGCAAACUUCUGGAGGAAGGCCGUCAAGAAGAAGAACAUUCCCCGUUUCGUCAAGAACUCUACACAACAGGACAAGAUGCACCUCUGGCCCGAGACAUUUACGGUCACGGCCGAGCAGCAGCAGCAGCAGGGCGAAAGCUCGGGUUUUGCAGACCAACAGUCGUAACCGGUAGUGUUCGAAUUGUGCAGCAGGGAAGGAGGAAGAUAGAUGGAGUUGGAGCUUGCCGCUUUGAUAGAGUAGAAGGGGUGUUGUUUCUUUUUUUCCUUUUGCUCUUCCCACUUCCCAACACUA